Messenger RNA from Sycon ciliatum, 761 nucleotides. RefSeq lists its product as uncharacterized. The coding region runs from base 450 to 761 and encodes 103 amino acids. The transcript is spliced from 5 exons. The record is from RefSeq and is a predicted model, not a curated record. NCBI's taxonomy places the organism in Eukaryota, Metazoa, Porifera, Calcarea, Leucosolenida, Sycettidae.
AGCUGAACCAUCGGACCUUAUUUGUCAGCUUGGAUCACGUGAUCCAUCCAGCUGCCGCGUGCGGCAAACAGCCCAAAUAGCGCUAACUCUGGCCUGCGAGCGUUUGCUGCGACUAGCGCGCUAGCGCUCGUGACAUACACAAACGCGCUAGCCAGAAUGCUUUGACUUUGAUGGCUUUCAGCUUCUAUUUUUUGAAAAGUAGCGCGCUCAGACCAGCUCGCUCACUCUUUUCCUCUUCCAUUUUUUAGGGCAAUUGUUUUGUUUGAUAGACGAAGCUUAGGGUCUCUUUGGGUUUGCAACCCUUACUCUCCUGGAAAAAAUCAUAGUUGCUAGACUGCGACACUUCAGACCAGGUACUAUUAGAGCCGCUAAUGGACGACGAGCUAUUUUCCGCUAUCCGGAGCUCAAGCAUUUGAGCCGCUAAAUGGACGAGACUCCUGGGGUAAAGGAUGCAGAGAAUGAGGAGAAAACACUCGUAUGGAGCAGGGAGUAGGUAUUGUACUACUUCCUGGUAUGGAGCACUGAGAAGCGCAAUGUGCAACAGAAAUUACCAUGGUGAUACAGUAGAUUACCGUGUGAAGCGGUGUGAGAUGCAGCAAAGCAUUAGGCGAUUUGAUCGCAGGACAAGAGAGGAGCUGAUGGACGAUCUCUCCAGUGUCCCUCUUGGUUCGGAGCAGCGCCGAGUGCUGACGUUGGGACUUGGAUCUCACUCAGCUCUGCUCUCCGAGCAUUCUGCUUCCAACCGACUUCCCGAAAGAUAG